AGUAAGUCCCAGCACCCGAACUCUUCAAACUCAUCUCUUCAACUUCUCUUCCGUCAUCAUACUUGACUAUGUUCUUACCGACCCUCGUCUCUCUUUUUUUCAUAUCUUCGGCAACAGUCCGAGCUUCUCCAUGCGUCGCUUUUGAUGCCAAUUGGAACCUCCUUGCUUUCAACCUCAACGGCAAAGACUGGAACGCGGGCACCCAAGACACCUGGUCCAGCAGUCAGUUUCUUGUCAUUAUGAGAACUAGAGGCCUAACAUUCUGUUUAUGCAGGCACUGCAGCCACAGACAUCACAACAUCCAACCGACCGUCAGUAAUUUUCGGCAUCCAUACAUCACGCUUACAUUUUUCCUCCACAGGCCAUUUGAUGCAGCUAACACUACAUGCUACCUCUCGCAGUAUGCCAACGCGAUCUACGCCAUUAAUGCCGAUUCCAAGAAUCCUUCCUCUCUUUACAUCUACAAUGCGGCUGCAAAAUCAUGGUCCAUGCAAGCGGUCAAUGCUGGUUCUUUCGACUACACGUCUUUUGAUGCUAUUCUGGACCAUGACACGAACGUCUUCUAUGCAUUGUCACAGGGAAACCUCUUCUCCCUAGACAUGGGUUCACUUAAUGCGGCCAAUAGUACACCAUUAAGCUGGACUAACGAUGAACAAGUGCCGUACCCCUCGGAUUACGUUCCAGUCAUGGCUCUUGCACAAAAUCACAUUCACUUCCUAGACGUCCCCAACGUCCCUGCUGGGAGCGCAGACAUUUUCGUCAUUCAUUACUCCUACUUCCAACCGCAGUCUCAAGCCUACCCGCUCCCAGAUGGGAGCGCAUUCCCUACCACUUACGGCCAAGUUGCCUCAUUCUUCCAGGCGGACAACACAGUUCAGCAAGAGUUCGCCUUCAUUCCCGCAGAUUCCUCUGCCACUUACGUUGUCAAUGUUGAGACAAACACCACUCAGGCCCUAGCAGCGCCCGCCACCAAAGACUCCAAAGCAACAUACUUUGCCGGUGUCACAGCUCUCGUGCAGCUCACAAGCAAUGGCACCGUGUCUUACCUCCCUUACCUUGAGGGUAACACGAGUACGAACAUCGCUGCAACAUGGGCUACUGUGAGCAACCUCGCGGCAGCUGCCCCACCAUCGUCAUCAUCCUCUUCGAGCUCCAGCGGGUCGAGUGGCAAUACCUCCGGCUCACACAGCACGACCAGUCCAAGCACCACCGCAUCUGGAGCCGCUUUGGGCGCAAGCGUGCAAUACAGCGUAUUCAUCACUUGUGUUCUGUGUUUCGCUGCGUUCGCGGUAUGAACACUACUAUCCUUUUUUUGAACGAUGAUGCUACAACUUCAUACGGGACCUUUCACACACAUAAUUGGAGUACCCG
Molecule: messenger RNA, 1371 nt
Organism: Suillus discolor
Lineage: Eukaryota; Fungi; Basidiomycota; Agaricomycetes; Boletales; Suillaceae
Exons: 6
Coding region: 69-1295 (408 amino acids)
Source: RefSeq, a predicted model, not a curated record